This is a messenger RNA of Eurytemora carolleeae, 661 nucleotides long. Its product is annotated as phosphatidylinositol 4-phosphate 5-kinase 2. The coding region runs from base 98 to 565 and encodes 155 amino acids. The transcript has 8 exons. Lineage: Eukaryota; Metazoa; Arthropoda; Copepoda; Calanoida; Temoridae. The record is from RefSeq and is a predicted model, not a curated record.
UAGGGUUAAUAAUAUAUUGUGUAGGGGGGAUGAUGAGAAUGGAAGACUUAUCUAUGAAGGAGAAUGGAAGAAUAAAGCUGCCCAUGGUGUUGGGUUAAUGAGAUGGCAGAAUGGCGACAGGUAUGAUGGGGAAUGGGAGGAUGGAAUGAGAAGUGGAAAGGGAAAAUAUAUAAGUAAAGCAACCGGUGGAGUUUACGAAGGAGAAUAUCAAGCAGAUUUAAAGGCUGGGUUCGGAAAAUAUAGUUUCACUAAUGGUGAUUAUUACGAAGGAAACUGGAAGAAUGGGCUUAGGCAUGGUAAAGGCAUCUAUGUGUGGAAAGAACUAAAGGAAAACGCUGAAAGUAUUGAAGAAAUAGGAAGGUAUGAAGGUGACUGGGAGAAGGGAUUAAAACAAGGAACAGGAAAAUUUUCCUACCCUAAUGGAGAUGUGUUUACGGGACCUUAUGAGAACGGGAACAGGCACGGCAAAGGAGAACUCGUAAAGAUUGAUGGAGAGGUUCGUACAGAAAACUAUAAGGAGGGAAAACUGGUAAACUUCACUGUAACCAAGGAGAAAUCUACAUAAAAGAACAAACUAUUAAAUUGUGUUAAUUUUAAAUUUAUCUUUGAAAAAUCCACAUAAUCGAUUCAUGAAAUAAAUCCAUAUUAUUUGUCAUGUAAA